AUGACAUUCCAUCCUCUAAACAAGCCCAAACGUUUAAGACGACAGGUCCGUUCUUUAGGAGAGAGUCACUUGUGAUCGAGUUGAUGCCGCUGAGUAGAUACAGUGUAACUUGAAUUUCUCUCUUCAUCUCAAUUUUUAGGGUUUUCGUUUCCUUCAAAUUCAUUCUCACAGAGAACAGCUACAACAUGGAAGAAAAUAACCACUCCACAGCCUCCGACGCUCCAAUUCCGCCGGAAAACCAACACGACGUCGGCGCCAAAAUUUCGAAAUCGGUGAAUGAACUCAACGAUUUGUCAAUUUCAAUUCAAGCUUUCAAAAACAGGUACGAUGAACUUCAAAAUCAUCUCAAUUUCAUUAUACACGCCAUCGAUACCAGAACCAAAGAACUCGAAGCCCCAGGCACCACCACCGCUGCAAAUGUAGCCACCGAUAAUGAUAACAUUGUUCCAUCGGAACCAGAAUCGAAACCGAAAUCAAUUGCUGAUGGCGAAGAAAUAGAAGAAGAACACGAAGAAGAAGAUCCUGAAGAAGAAGAAGAAGAAGAUCCGGAAGAAGAAGAAGAAGAAGAGGAGGUAGAAGAAGUAGAAGAGGUAGAAGAAGUGCAAAAAGAAGAACAAAAAGAAGAAGAAAAAGGUGAGCCUCACUGUCUGUGCAAAACUAUGAAUAGCCGUGGUUUGCGAAAGUAUAUACUUAUGCAUCUAUCUGAAACGCCGUCGCUUGAGGAAAAAAUCCCGGUGGCACUGAAAAAGGCGCCGGAACCGGCAAAAUUGGUGUUUGAAUGCAUUGGUAGAUUUUACCUUCAAGGAAGCAAAGCCUAUACAACAAACUCACCGAUGAUUACUGCAAGGCAAGCUUCAAUUUUGGUUUUGGAAUACUAUCUGAUGUCUGGCUGUGUUGAAAGUGAAGCAAAAAUGGAACGUAAACUGAAGGCAGAAGCUGCAGAUGCAGCGGGUGCGUGGAGGAAGAGACUUGUUGUUGAAGGUGGUGUGGCUAUGGCAAGUGAAAUGGAUGCCAGAGGUUUGACUCUUUUUCUUGCGUGCUUUGGGAUUCAUGGUGUUUUUAGGAAUGAGGAUAUUGCGAACUUGGUUCGUUUGAGCAAACCUGGAGAAAUCUCGCACCUUCUUCGCGUUUCCGGGAGCCUUUCUAGCAGGUGUUCAGAUAUUGCUCAGGGAAUGAUGAAAAAGGGCAAAGUUGUUGAAGCCCUUGAUUUGGCUUAUACCUUUGGGUUUGAAGAGAGAUUUUCUCCCCAGACAGUACUGAAUUCAUUUCUACAAAAGUCUAAUGAAGUUUGGAAGAAAGCAAAACAAGCACGUGAUGUUCCUAGUUUGCUGAAUAAAGCAAAUGGAAAAUAUUUAUCUGAUUUGAAAUCGGUUAUCAACUGUUUGGAAGGUCACAAAGUUGAUUUUGCAAAACUUCUUCCUGAUUGGAAACUUAAGGAUACAAUUCUCAAAUUGGAGAAAGAUAUUCGUGAUGUCACUGAAAAGAUUGAAGACAAUUCAGCGUCCAAGAGAAAAUUGGACAAAAGCAGUGCGUCAAAGAAAGUGAGUGGUCCAGACACAAAACGAACAAGGCACACCGUGAGAGAUCCUUAUAUGGCGUCACCUUCAGUAACUACCUUGCAAAGGCAAAUGAUUGCUGGUCAUAUGGAUGGCAGUUCAUAUGAUAGUUCAUUAACAGCACAUUUUCUGGAGGGUAGAUCCUAUGGCUACCCAAAUAAUUAUUCCACUGUAGCAUCUGCUGCACAAAUUGGAUCUGUUUCAGGGUCAUUACCUGAAGGUUAUCUUGGAAGGGGAGUAUCAAUUGGGGGAGCCAUAGGUGGUCCACUUUCUGGCUAUCAGAGUGAUAUGCCAAUUGAUAACGUUGGGACAACGCUGAAUAGCAGUAGCUCUCUGUAUAGUAGAUUGCAUAGUGCAGAUGAAGGGGCAUUAUCUUACGGUAGAUCAGUCGAGCCGAGUUUUGUAGGACAACCUUCAUCAGCACGAGUAAAUCAUAUGUAUGGGAGAACAUCUGCAGAAGGUUAUGCAGGUUUGCCAGAUCAUCACUCUAUUGGUGUUCCUAGUCACGGCGGAGGUUCUGAUUUGUAUAGCUUUGCUGAUUCUGUAUUCGAUGUGUAGUCAGUCCAGGGCAGCAAUUAUUCGCCACUGUGUUUUGAUAAGCUGGAUGCAGACACUAUUCCGUAGGAUAGUCAACUUAGAUUUUUAUUUUUUUUUUGUUUUGAUAUUUAUAGGGAAAGACCAUAGGAGUGACACAUGCAGAUGAUGACGUACUUUGUCAGCUCUCUUCAGCUGCUAAACAGUUUUAAUUAAAUUGCCAUGGAUGGUCAACGUGCCUGUAAUUUUUUAAAGUUUGACUUCAACUAUAAAUUGCUUGUGUUAAAUUAUGUGCAUCACUUGUAUUGAAUUCGUUUUCGAUGCCAUAGAAAUUAUAGCAAUGCACUUGUUUCA
Medicago truncatula (barrel medic) is the source of this 2444-nucleotide messenger RNA. RefSeq names its product protein FRIGIDA. The record is from RefSeq and is a predicted model, not a curated record. Lineage: Eukaryota; Viridiplantae; Streptophyta; Magnoliopsida; Fabales; Fabaceae. The transcript is spliced from 3 exons. The coding region runs from base 186 to 2114 and encodes 642 amino acids.